Prunus dulcis (almond) is the source of this 2476-nucleotide messenger RNA. RefSeq lists its product as uncharacterized. The record is from RefSeq and is a predicted model, not a curated record. The transcript has a single exon. NCBI's taxonomy places the organism in Eukaryota, Viridiplantae, Streptophyta, Magnoliopsida, Rosales, Rosaceae. The coding region runs from base 951 to 1571 and encodes 206 amino acids.
AUCUGCACUAGAAAUAGUUCUUAUAAUUAUGCUUUCUUCUAUGCUUGCAUUUGCUUUAGUAUAUUGUUUACAAUUUUGUUGUCGUCACCAUUUGGCAUUCUAUUUUAAAAUGGCAAAACUGAGAAACGAUGUCGACGAUGAUGUUAUUUUCUUUAUCAUAGAGCUGGGUAUCAAUUUUUUUUUUAGUUUGUUGUUGUAAAGAAAGAUCAAUUGCCAACUUUGCUUGAGUUUUAGUGUGAUUCAUACCGCCCCUUGUCGGCUGGACCUGGUGGUAGAUUCAAUAACAGAGAGAAGAAGAAUGAUUGAUUAAUAUUCAAAAUAACUGGGCCGCUCCUAGACAGAGAGAUUCACAACAGCCUCAGACGCCCAAAGACAGCCUAUUUCUGGUUUCUGCAGUCCAGUUGCCAAUCCAAUCUCUUCUCGAACAGCUUGCUAUUUGGCCCAUCCCCAGUAGAUUAGAGUUUCGUGUUGAAUUGAAUCCAUUUUUACAACUUCAUGGGCAAUUUUUUCUUUAACCUUGUCCUUUUUCGAAUGCAUAAAUUGACUGUUCCACAAACGUUAUGUGUGAGGCGUCACCAAUCACCAUCUGCUGACAACCUUGCAUGCGUCUGUGGCAUAGUGACACCUGGGUUUCAACUUUCAAGCUUUCAUUUUCUGACCCUUCAAAAUCUUCAUUUGUUACUUAAAACUGUGAAUGAAACCCAAUUCCCAAAUGUCAUCUGCAACAUGAAUCAAGAUAAUGCCCAACCAAACCCCCACGCUACGUGGCACCAUGUAGGCCUCAAAAAUAGCGCAGUACAAACAAAAGAUAAAACGGCAUUCAAACGAUUCUAUUCUAUUAAUGAGAAAUGUGACAAAACUGUCACCUUCAUUGUUAUUGCGUGAAAUGUGCAAUGCAUUGAGCCAGUCGUCCACCACAACUGAUGAACUUCCCCAAUCCGUAAGUACACAUGUCCUCUCCUCUGUUUGCCAGCCUCACUCAAUCUCCGCCUAACCAAACACCGCUCACAAAGCUUCUUCGAGACUGGGAAUUCAUGGCUUCCUUCUCUGAGUCUCAUACAAGAAAGCCCACAUCUCCGUUACUGGUGUUUCCCUUUGCACUUCUCCUGUUCAUUCUCUCAUCCUCUGCCUAUAGCGACGACACGCUAUCAGCAUACGAGAUGCUUCAACAAUAUGACUUCCCAAUCGGCCUUCUUCCCAAAGGAGUAACAGGAUACGAGCUAGACAGGGACACUGGCAAUUUCAAGGCGUAUUUCAACGGAACCUGCAGCUUCUCCCUUGAAAACUCGUAUCAGCUCAGGUACAGAUCCACCAUAACUGGUGUUUUGUCCAAAGACAGGCUCAAAAAUUUGAAGGGCGUGAGUGUGAAAGUGCUCUUCUUCUGGAUCGACAUAGUGGAAGUGGUUCGAAAUGGCGAUGAGCUACAAUUCUCCGUGGGGAUUGCUUCAGCCGACUUUUCAAUUGACAACUUUGAGGAGAGCCCGCAGUGUGGCUGUGGAUUUGCUUGUCAACAGUUGGUGAGUAGCGCCGUGCCAUCACAUUCGGUGAGAGCACUUAUGAAGUCUAACUAACUAUAUGCAGCAGAAGUGAGUUAGGCCAGUUGCCGAGGACAGUAAGCCCAUCGCGUGCACCAUCUAACUUCGAGUCCCCAUCCCCCUUUUAGAUUAAAAGAGGGCUUUGCAAAUAGAGCAUUAGAGCUAGCCCUCUCUAUAUAAGAUCUGCUUUGUUGUGUGCAAUUUAUAUAUGUAUCAUGUAUGCACAAAUGAAUCAAAUGGAAUAUUCUUUGUUUUGUCUCUCAAAUUUAUCUAUAUGUAUGUUCCAACUUCCAUCUACCGUUUAGAGCCUGCAUAACCAAACAGUCAAAACUUCAUCCACCAUGUCUCCAAAGGAAACACUGCUCUGGCUAUCUCUCUUCCUUCUGGUCUCCUUCUCAACCCCAUCUGCAUCUGUCAACGACGAGCUGACAGUUUACGAAGUCCUGGAAGAUUAUGACUUCCCAGUUGGCAUUCUUCCCAAGGGCGCAUUGGGCUAUGAGCUAGACAACUCCACAGGUAAGUUCACAGUCUACUUGAAUGGCACUUGUUCCUUUUCCAUUGACUCCUAUAAGUUGAAGUACAAGUCCACCAUAACCGGUGUGAUAACGGAUGACAAGAUCUCGAGCUUGAGUGGCAUCAAAGUGAAGGUGCUCUUUCUGUGGCUGAGCAUCGUCAAGGUGAUUCGUGACGACGAUAAGCUCGAGUUCUCUGUGGGCAUCGCCUCCGCGGACUUUCCAGUCAGUAAUUUCGUUGAGAGCCCAACCUGUGGUUGCGGUUUUGAUUGUGUCAAUGGGAAGGGAAGGAAGAUUAAGAUCAAUAAUUUAGUGUCCUCGGCUUAAUUGAGUUAGUUUUCAAUUUUUCAUUGCCUAAAUGCAGUUUAGACAUGGCAUUAUGUUAGUAUCCGACUUUCAUGACUAUAUGAUCUGAGAAUAAAUUUACAA